AUGUCUUCGGGCGGCCCCAUCAGCGUGACGGCGCACGCAGGGCUGCGCAGCGCGCGCCCGACGGACCGCACCAAGCUUUUCGCGAGCAUUGCGGAGUCGGGCGACGAGGGCCAAGAUGCCGCCAAGCACGGCACCCCCUACCUCCCGUCGCUCAAGGCCGACGACCUAUUCUUCCAGGUGGUCGCGAGCCCGUGGUGGCACAGCUUCGUGGUCAUCGUGUGCCUCAUCACGUUCCUGCUGGACAUCCUGGUGUUCGUGUCGUCGGGGUACGCCGCGCCGGAGGUGUCGUUAGUGGCGCCGCUGCUCUCGGUCUCGUGCCUCGUGAUCCUCGUCGACGCGGUGGGCCACAUCCUGGCGGGAACGAAGCUCGGGGAGUUCAAGCUCCCGCAGACGUACAUCGUCGACGGAAUCGUCAUCGCGGCGCUCAUCACGGCCGGCCCCCUGCUGACGUACAGCGCGGGCCUCGGCACCUUCGCGGCGCCGGCGGCCGCGUGGGAGGUCGUGGACCACCUCGCGUUCGUCGUCCGCGCGCGCGUCAUCGCCAUGACCUUCCUCCUCCCCACGGCCUUCAUGAAAAUCCCCGUUAGCAUCUGGAGGCGGAACGUUUGGGCCACCAGCAGCCUGCGGAGGGCCAAGGCGCGCGCCUCCACGAGCCUCCGGCUCAAACUCGGCCUCAUGAUCACGCUCUGCCUCGGCAUGGCGGGCAUCCUGCUCGGCGAGUUCAUGGUGCUCAUGGCCAACCGCCGCGUGUGGUCGCAAGGCGAGGAAAUCUACUCCUUCAUCGAGCUCCUGGACCUCAUGCCGAACCGAGAAGCCUUCGACGUCGCAGUCGAGCAAGGCAUCGUGAACGGCGUGAGCCCGACCUUCGGGCUCCCUCUCCGGCAAGUCUGGCUCGACGGCGCCCCGAUCCUGCCCAUCAACGACAGCAGCAGCCCGGGGCCGGACGCAAUGUGGCUGCAGGCGCCGUCGGGGCGCCUCGUGGUGCUCAUCAGCUUCGCGGACGAGGUGGACUCGGCCGCGGCGAUGCACGCGGUCACCAAGGCGACCAUCCUCUUCCUGUUCGCGCUCUUCUCCCUUCUCUGCUACGUGUCGACCGAGGCGUCCCUGACGCGGCCGCUGCAGCGGCUGCUCGAGGAGCUCAUCCUGUCGUCGCGCAUGAUCGACAGCAACGGGAAGCUCGUGCAGGCCGAGGGCACGACGCGCGAGUGCGUGCAGACCGCCGCCAUCGAGGACUGCAUUGAGAAGAUCGCCAAGUUCAUGCGGCGCAUGGCGAGGACGUACCAGGGCGGCAGGGCGGUGCUCGAGCGGCUGAUGGACUCCGUGCCGGACGAGGGCGCGCCGGGCUGCGAUGGGCGCGCCGGGCAGGAAAAGGAGACGGGCCUCGAGUUCUGGGCCAAGAUGUACGAGCCCGUCAAUAUCAUACCCGAGGCAGGCGGGCGCGCGGGCGCCAAGUCGAACCGCAGCUCGAGCUACCCGGGCGGCGCCACGAGCAGCAGCCAGUCCGGCAGCGCGAGCUACGGCAUCCCCGCGAACAUCAACGCCACGGGCGGCACCAGCGAGGGCUCCGGGAGCCACGCCAAGAGCAGCAACGCGCCGCCGGCCGAGCAGCCGCCCGCGCAGCGGGGCUCGAUGACGCGCGGCGGCUUCGGCGAGAUGGCCGACGCGAUCAACGACUGGAAGUGGACGUCGCUGCACUGCACGGGCCCCGACGAGCUGCGCGCCUGCGUCAUCUUCAUGCUCGAGGACCUGGACCUGAUCACGCCGGAGCCGCCGACGCAGGCGCAGAUCUCGCGGGGCUCGACGAGCGACAAGGCGGCCGCGGCCGCGAUGGUGCUCGCCGGGGCGGCCGCGGCGGGCGAGAGCAUGUCGGGCGGGCACCACGCGGGCGCGCCGGUGCGUCCCAAGGCGACGCGGUUCGCGCUGCGGCGCGCGGUGGUGCGGUGCGUGACGCUGCUGGAGCAGGAGUACGCGUCGCAGCAGGGGAACCCGUACCACACGUGGAUGCACGCGGUGGACGUGUUCCACUGCACGUACAUGAUUCUCAAGACGGGCAAGGCGGCGAAGGACCUGCCCAAGGGGCUCGGGCGCAGCGAGCGGCUGGCGCUGAUGAUGGCCGCGCUCGCGCACGACGUCGGGCACCGCGGGUGCACGAACCAGUUCCUCGUCGCCACGUCGGACGACCUCGCGCUGACGUACAACGACGCCUCGGUGCAAGAGAACCUGCACAUCUCGGUCCUGUUCAAACUGAUGGCCAAGAACCAUGACGCCGACUUCCUCUCGUGCUUCGGCUACGAGACGCGCGUGCGGUGCCGCGCGCUGAUGCUCCGGGCGGUCCUCGGCACGGACAUGGCGCAGCACUUCAGCAUGACGGCCUCGCUGCGCGCGCUCGCCGACGGCUACUCGGCCGGGGACCUGGAGAUCACGCCGGCGGAGGAGGCGUGCCAGAUCUCGACGGCGCUCCUGCACAUGGCCGACCUGUGCGGGGUGCUCAAGGACGACAUGGCCGCGGUCACUUGGGCCACGCUGGUUCUCGAGGAGUUUUUCGAACAGGGCAAGAUGGAGCACCAGCUCUCGCUGCCGUCGCUGCCGCUGAUGCAGGCGAGCAAGACGUACAUCGCGGGCUCGCAGAUCGAGUUCAUCGAGUUCGUCGCGGCGCCGUUCCUCAUCGCCUGCGUCAAGGUCAUGCCGUCGCUCCACUCCAUGUGGGAGCCCAUGACCAACACGCUGCGCAUGUGGCUCGGCGUCGUGGCGCGCGACCAGAUGCUCAAGCCGUGGAGCAGCAACCCGGACGAGCCGGACGCGUCGAGCGGCGGGGACCCGAUGAACGGCGCGCCGGAGGUUGACGAGGACGUGGCGGCGUCGGUGCGGGCGGCGGAGCUGCGGCUGGGGUCGUCGCCGAUCCCGGAGAAGUUCGUGGUGAUGAACACGAACGCGAAGCUGAAGGCGUUCAAGGAGCGCGCGGCGGUGAGCGCGAAGGGCGGCCGCGAGGCGGGGAGCGGCCGCGGGUGA
Pedinophyceae sp. YPF-701 is the source of this 3009-nucleotide messenger RNA. NCBI's taxonomy places the organism in Eukaryota, Viridiplantae, Chlorophyta, Pedinophyceae. The record is from the annotation of a GenBank genome assembly.